Danaus chrysippus (African queen) is the source of this 1422-nucleotide messenger RNA. Lineage: Eukaryota; Metazoa; Arthropoda; Insecta; Lepidoptera; Nymphalidae. The record is from the annotation of a GenBank genome assembly.
AUGUCUCAACAGCUAAUAAAUGAAAAUAGCAAAUAUGUAUUAGACUUAUUUUCAGAGCAGACUAUCGACUCCCAGAGUCUGGAAUCAAUCUGUGCUCAGGUCCAGAAGAGGUUCCCAAAGUCUGAACAUUUUAAUUUGUGUCUUCUAUUCUCCACUCUAAUUGCCGGAGGUGAUCUAACAUUACCAGGUCAAAGAGUAGUUGCGUUGGCUCUCAUACAUGACUUCUAUAAAGGAGACAAUCCAUUCAGUUCAUUAUAUUUACAUCUUCUGGACGGCAAGCCGGGGCUCAUUGCAUUAGCUCCACAGGAAAGGCUGUUCAUAGGACAAUUACAUGGCUUUGUGCUUGGUAAUAUUAAAGAUGUGUUCAAGAAGACAGCUAAGCAAGUGAUGAUGACAGAGGUGUCGUCUAAGGAAUUGGAGUUUGAUUAUUCAUCACUACAAGUGUUGAUGACUGAACGCACAGCAGACAUUAGUUCCAUAGCGAAGGCAACUGCACCUGCCUUAGUUCCACUCGGUGAUGGGACGCCUCCAAGCCGUAUGUCUAUGAAGGAGUUAUUGGAAGCGUUGAUGAGUAACGAGUAUCUACCCCUGCAUCGAACCUUGUCUCCAGCGGGGCCGGUUCCUCCCCCUGCAUUCAUUAUGGAUCCCACUGAGAUCGCCUUCGCUGGGGAGGCAGUGUGGAAAAACCUCUCGAACCGUGGGGCGUACAUACCCAUGUACGACAUCGACAUGGAAGGAUUAACAGGACUUCGCCCCGAAAAACGAGCUACUUCAACAGAAACUGCACCUAAGGAAGAACCCAAAGAGAAAUCAGUAGAAAAAGCAGAAGAAACAACAGAAGAAAAAAAAGAUGAAAAUCCUGUUGAAGAAGCAAAGGAACUGACGGCUGUCGCUCUGAAGACGGCUCUGAGUGUGCCUCAACAACAGAGACUGUUGGCGCUACUGGACGACGCGCCCGAUGUAGUGUACGAUAUAGGAGUCACGCCCAACCAGCUACCAGAUUUAGUUGAGAACAACCCGAUGGUCGCCAUAUCAGUUCUAUUGAAGUUGAUUCACUCACAACACAUCACAGACUACUUCUCCGUGCUCGUCAACAUGGAGAUGUCUUUACACUCAAUGGAAGUUGUCAAUAGGUUAACGACCUCAGUGGACCUCCCCGUAGAGUUCGUUCACCUCUACAUCAGUAACUGCAUCUCGACGUGUGAGACGAUCAGGGACCGCUACAUGCAGAACAGACUGGUGCGACUAGUGUGUGUGUUCCUACAGUCACUCAUACGGAACAAGAUCAUUAAUGUUAAGGAAUUAUUCAUAGAGGUGGAAGCAUUCUGCGUUGAGUUCAGCAGAAUACGAGAAGCAGCGGCGUUGUUCAGACUCCUCAAGCAAUUGGAUUCAGGAGAUGCUCACAAGGAUGGGAAGGAUUAG